AUGCACGUGCCCACGUCCGUGGCCAUCGCGGCGCCCUUUCACCACCCGACGACCGUCGUGCCCUCGUCCGCGUCGUCGCCUCCGCUCUCGUCGUCCCUGUCGCCGCCCACGACCCCGGUCGGCCUGUCGACCGCGUACGGGCUGCCCGCGCCCGGCCUGGCCGCGGUGAUGGUGGCCGAGCUCGCCGACGCCGAGGAGGCUGUGCGUAGGCGGCAGAAGCACCUGCAGCAGCAGCGCGAGCUUCUUCUCCAACAGCUGAGCCAGGGCAAGGCCUCCGCCGCCGGCGCACAGCAGCUCCCGGCGGCCGCGGCGAAGCGCCGGAGCAGCCGAAGAUCGAAGCAGCCGGCGCCGGGUCGGGACUCGCCUGCUGGCACUCGCCCAGCGCGGAAGACGCAGCGGAAGCGAAGCCGCAGCCCCGCCGAGGUGGCCACCACUACGCCGGAGGAGGACGUGGUGGAGCGACAACCGAAGCGUCGGCCGCCGAGCCCCGCCUCGCGAGCUCCUCCACCGCCGCCACCAACGAUCGACACUGCCGCGCCGCCCGCCCAGCCACAGCCGCAGUUGCCGUCGCUCCACCACUUCUUGCUAUCGCUCGACGUCCUCCCGCCUACCACCACCACGCCGCACUCGGCCUUGGCUCACCACCCGCAGGCCCUGCCGUCGCCCUCGGCGCUCCACCUCCACCGACACCCACAGCCGCAGCCGCAGCCGUACCACCAGCACCAGGGCGACCAGGCCUGGCCGCAGCAGUACCAUCAGGUCGACCAUGGAGGCCUCCGUGGCUUCCCUCUCAACCAAAGCCUGCCCCUCGAGCUCCUUCCGACGACGGCCACGAUCGGCGCGGCGCGGUCGAGGCCCAUCGACGGAGGAGCGUGGAGCUGGCCGCCCUUGGCAGGCCCUGGCCAUAGCGUUUGUUUGGUGGUGUCCAACAAUGUAAUAUGUACAUAA
Acanthamoeba castellanii str. Neff is the source of this 948-nucleotide messenger RNA. RefSeq lists its product as uncharacterized. Bases 1 to 948 code for a protein of 315 amino acids. NCBI's taxonomy places the organism in Eukaryota, Discosea, Longamoebia, Acanthamoebidae. The record is from RefSeq and is a predicted model, not a curated record. The transcript has 3 exons.